AAUGUCGAACGAAUCUGACAAGAGGAUAUCAACCCCAGAUGGUGGUUGGGGAUGGAUGGUUGUUGUAGGAGGAUUUUUUAUACUACUGCUUCAUGGAGGUUUCUUAACCGCUUAUACAUUUAUUUUUACCGAACUUCGAAUUCUCUUUCAAUCGGGAGCGGAAAGGUUAGCUUGGGCAAGUUCAAUAAAUAAUCUAUGCAAAUUUCUACUAGGCCCUGUAACUGGUAGCUUAGUUCAACAUUUUGGAACAAGAAAAUUAAGUGUUUUGGGGGGAUUUUUAUAUGCUGCUGGAAUAUUUUUGACUGGUUUUGCCAAAACUCCUGAAUUUUCUUAUAUAUCAUACGGAUUUUUAACUGGCGUCGGUGCAGCCUGUGUCAGUACCUCGUUGUAUGUUGCAAUAGCCGAAUAUUUCCAUAAAAAGAAAGCACUUGCCAUGUCUAUUGUUUUUACUGGAGAUAGUUUUGGUAUGAUAAUAUAUGUUUUUUUAAUUCCAAAACUACUAGAGGAAUAUGCAUUUAAGGGUACUAUGAUGAUUUUAGCUGCAUUACUUGGCAACUUAUGUGUGUCUGGUAUGCUCUUUAGACCGUUGGAGUAUAAUAAGCCUGAAUUAAAAGUAGAAACUAAUGAUAAAGAGUCUGGUGAUAAGAAGUCGGAAAAAAAUUGGAAGAGAGAUUUAAAAGUAACAUUAAAGAACUAUCGAGAAAUAGUGACAGAUUUUAAAAAAUGUUCAUUUAUUGCAUAUUUAUUCUGUAUAUGUAUCGGCCUAGCCAUAAGUCAGUUAUUCUUAUCUGAUUUAGCUUUGGAUCAAGGAUUAACAACAAAAGACGCUUCAUUGGCAAUAUUAAUAUCAGCAUCUUUGAACAUUUUCAUCAGAAUUUUAGCUGGUUAUUUAUUUGAUAGAGCGUUUAUUAAAAAGUAUAGGGAAGUAUACUUUUCGUUUAUUGGGAUUGGUUAUGGAAUUUCCCUUGUGACCUUGUCUUUCCCUGUUGGUAGAAUAUACUUCUAUCUAAAUUAUGCUUUGUUAAUGUGCUUUAGUUGUAUUCAUUAUUCUCAAUAUGCAACUGUUCUAACUGAUGGUGUUGAUCCAAAAAAGUAUGGCGAGAUUAUAGGCCUAUGCAGAUUUACAAAUGGAUUAGGGUUUGUUAUCGGUCAAGCCGCCGGAGGUAAGUAA
Molecule: messenger RNA, 1171 nt
Organism: Dimorphilus gyrociliatus
Lineage: Eukaryota; Metazoa; Annelida; Polychaeta; Dinophilidae
Source: the annotation of a GenBank genome assembly